AACGCGAGAGACUUUUUAAGACACGUUUAUCGUACAUUUAUACGAUUUCAUGAAUGAAAAAUACUGUUUUAUAAAUUAAAAAAGUUCUAUUAUCACAACCUUUAGUCUGUUACAUUAAGAAAAAAAAAGAAAAUAAGGCGGGAGUCAUUUGCCAAAAAAGUUCCAAAUACAAAUUAAAAAAUAAAAAGUUUAAUUUUCGCAUCCAGCCAGUGACCAAAGGUGUCUUAUAGUGCAAGCGUCUAGAGCUGUAAUUAAGGUGGCAUAAUGCGUGAGAGCCUUCGCCGUCUGGCCUCAGAGGACGGCGAUCGACCAAUGGGGAACGAGCGGCGCGCGCGCAUUGAACUACUGAAUGGAGAAUAUAUUAAUGUUGAUGUUGACCGCAAGGCGAAAGGAGGCGAUCUUCUAGAUCGAAUAUGCGACGAGCUCCAGCUAACAGAGAGGGACUACUUCGGUCUCCUUCACGCACAACGGGGAGACCCCCGGACGUGGGUGGAUCUAGGGAAACGAUUGUCUAAGACUUUCAAAAAUGAGCCCUGGGACAUGCGGUUCGCCGUGAAGUUCUACCCUCCAGAGCCUUCUGAACUGAACGACGAUGAAACGCGGAACCAACUCGCCUUGGCUGUCAGGAGAGAUCUUAUGGAAGGUCGUCUCUCCUGCUCAAUGAUAACCCACGCUCUCUUGGCGUCCUACGUGCUGCAAGCUGAACUCGGAGACUAUGAGCCGGGACAUGUAGCCCCUCCAGUUAUCGCGGCUCACAGCGCGGCGCCACCUAGCGUCAGGACUGAGGAGUUAGAUGACCAUAUCAAGGAGCUUUAUAUGAAACACAAAGGACAGACUCCAGCAGAAGCGGAACUUUGCUACCUAGAGAACGCCAAGAAGCUGCCCCUGUACGGCGCAGAACUGCACUGCGUCAGGGAUUCUGAAGAUGUGGACCUGGUAUUAGCAGUGUCAGCUGGAGGCAUCGCAGUGUACAGAGAAGGGGUCCUGAUGAACCGCUUCCCCUGGGCCAAGAUCAGCAAGAUCAGCUACAAUAAGCGCGUAUACACACUCCGUCUACGCGCUAGCGAGUUUGACCAGUUUGAGACACAUCUCGGCUUUAAGCUGGUGUCUACACGCGCUGGGAAGAAACUGUGGAGGUGUUCAGUGGAGCACCAUAUGUUCUUCAGGAGAGCGACACCAGUUCCCGUGGACCGCAUCGCCGGGUUCCCGCGCUUCGGCUCCCGGCGCCUGUCGUGCCGCCGCACGCUGCGCCAGAUCCGGGAUCUACCGAGAGAGAUCACUGCCUGAUGAACUGCCGAGAAUAACCCCUGAGAUUAUUGCGUGACCUUACUGUCAGUUACCGCCUUAUCUGCCACAGUUGUUUGAAAUGAAAUGAAAUGAAAUAUGCGUAUGACGUUCAUAUGCGCAUAUCACAAUGCGCAUAUGAACGUCAAAUAAAGCUACGCCGGCUCUAACCCUACGCCUCAGCCUCGAGAAGAUUGCAGUCCCCCCUCAGUUGGAGGGGGGUAUCCACUAUGGGACCGACAAGAAACUCGGCGGGCCUCUUCUUUUCGUCGUAUAAUUAACGUCAUGCAUUUAGAAAAACAAGAUACAAUUUAAAAAGCAAAAUACUCAUCAAAAAAAAAUAUUAACAGAUUACCUACUUAAACUACCUAUAUGAAAAACGCGCGAUCAAAAACAUCCAAGAAUGCAAAAUAUGCAUUACUAGCUUUUGCCCGCGGCAUCGCUCGCGUUAGUAAGAGACAAAAUGUAGCUACAUAGGCUCUGGCCAUCCCUUCAACUAUCUCCACCAAAAAAUCACGUCAAUCCGUCACUCCGU
Leguminivora glycinivorella is the source of this 1819-nucleotide messenger RNA. RefSeq names its product protein 4.1 homolog. The coding region runs from base 265 to 1287 and encodes 340 amino acids. Gene Ontology annotation, cellular component: plasma membrane; cytoskeleton. Gene Ontology annotation, molecular function: cytoskeletal protein binding. The transcript is spliced from 8 exons. The record is from RefSeq and is a predicted model, not a curated record. NCBI's taxonomy places the organism in Eukaryota, Metazoa, Arthropoda, Insecta, Lepidoptera, Tortricidae.